CGGGGUGACAUUGAGCGCACCAGCGCCACCGCUGCCCCGCGACCAGGAAAUAGGCAGAGAUCGUUGGAGUAGGCGGCCAUGGGCAGCUUCCGCGGCCUGCGCCUGGUGGCGGGAAAUUGUUUUAGGUUAUAUGAAAGAAAUGCUUCCUCCCCUCUAAGGUUUACCAGAAGCUCUGUUUUGAAGACAAGAAAUGACUUUUGCACAAAACCACAGGAAAGUCCCAAAGCUCCAACCAGCACUUACAGUCACAGAGUACCAUUACACAAACCCACGGAUUGGGAGAAGAAGAUCCUGAUAUGGUCAGGGCGCUUCAAAAAGGAAGAUGAAAUCCCAGAGACUGUCUCGUUUGAGAUGCUUGAUGCUGCGAAGAACAAGGUCCGCGUGAAGAUCAGCUAUGUAAUGAUUGCCCUGACAGUGAUAGGAUGCAUCCUGAUGGUUAUUGAGGGCAAGCAGGCUGUCAAAAGAAAUGAGUCCUUAACAAGCUUGAACUUGGAAAGGAAAGCUCGUCUGAGAGAGGAAGCAGCAGCUAUGAAGGCCAAAGCAGAGUAGAAGUCUGUCUCCAUGCUGGCUGGAUAAUGUUACAAGAAGUCUGUGUUGAAAAGGAUGUGGUAUGAGAAUUCACUUCAUAAAUGUGUGUUUUGCACAAACUACCAUUUUCCUAUUUCUACAAUAGAGGAACGAAUAAAUUUUCUUAAAGAAUGACUUGUUUUAUGCUUUGAUCCAAGUAAAAUGCAGCCUCCUGGCUAUUUGAAAAAGUUACAAAUGAACAACUUGUUUCAGUUUAGUGUUAAUUUGUAGAAAAUCAGGUACCAUGUCCUAUUUUUAUUCCCAAAGUAGGUACUAGUUCUUUAUUUUUCUCUUCUUUGUCUGAAGAAAUUAGGAAGGCCAGCUGAGUACACUGUCCAGAUGCAUCUUGGAAAGCCAGCCUUCUAAGUGCCAUGGUGCCUGUAGUGAGGCUGCUCUCAAGAGAGCCCUGACAAACAGCCAGACGACAUUCUGUAUCUCAGAGCAUGCGAGCAAAUGCAGGCUUUUAGAGGUUUUUGAGAAUGUACCAGCAAGGUGAUGAGAAACAUCUGGCCAGGAGUUUGUGAAGACUUAGAAAUCCUAGCAUCCUGGAGUUGCUUAGGCCAGCAGUCACUUCCUAGCUUCAUGGCUUAGUUCCCAAUUAGUCCCUUUCCUGCUGCCGAAAAAACUAAAAUUUUCAAUUAUGAAAAACUCAUGCAUCUUUUUAUUAGUGUUGAAAGAUAAACAUUUACACCUACUGUGUAUCUCAUGUAGUUUUGACUUUGUGGUAUCAAGUUGUCUCAUAUUUAGGUGUGGAUUCUGGUUUCUAUCAUAAACAUUUCAUUUAUUCACAGAUGCCAUAUUAGUAUUAAUGUAUGACAAAGUCAUUAUAGCCGUCCCCCAUGUUAGUUCUCAGAAUUAGAGUAAAAAGAAAUAUAUGCAGCUGCUUAGGAACUUUAAUAAAACACUCAGUAAAAUGUAACACUACUUUACCCAUAGCUUCAUAAUCUGAUGUUAAUGAUGUCUAUAUACUUUGACAUUAGCCCCUUUUUUGAUAUUAAGUUCUUUGACUUUUACCACUUGCAAACAUUAUCAGAAAGCUUUGUUUUUCGUACAUUUUAGAUUAGUUUUUCUUGAUAAUUUUCUGAUCCCUAAGCCAGUGUUUUAAAUAUGGGUAAAUUUUAAUGUGGUACUUUAACUUUGCUUUAUAGAGCAAUACCAUUUUUAACUAUUGAGGAACAUUUAAGUGUUGUACCUUGUAGAUUUAUUGUAAUAAAAAUGUUUCAUUAAACUCAAGCUUAUAAUCAUUGCCAUGCAUCACAAAUUUACAGUCAUUUCUCAUUUUGUGUCAUUCUCUAUUCAGUAAUAUUUAGUGACUACCUCU
Molecule: messenger RNA, 1888 nt
Organism: Castor canadensis (American beaver)
Lineage: Eukaryota; Metazoa; Chordata; Mammalia; Rodentia; Castoridae
Gene: Fam162a
Product: family with sequence similarity 162 member A
Biological process (GO): cellular response to hypoxia; neuron apoptotic process; positive regulation of release of cytochrome c from mitochondria
Cellular component (GO): mitochondrion
Source: RefSeq, a predicted model, not a curated record